This is a messenger RNA of Echinops telfairi (small Madagascar hedgehog), 252 nucleotides long. Its product is annotated as cytochrome c oxidase subunit 7A2, mitochondrial-like. Gene Ontology annotation, biological process: regulation of oxidative phosphorylation; mitochondrial electron transport, cytochrome c to oxygen; mitochondrial respirasome assembly. The coding region runs from base 1 to 252 and encodes 83 amino acids. NCBI's taxonomy places the organism in Eukaryota, Metazoa, Chordata, Mammalia, Afrosoricida, Tenrecidae. The transcript has a single exon. The record is from RefSeq and is a predicted model, not a curated record.
AUGCUGCAGAAUCGACAAGCUCUUUUUCAAAUUGCCCAAAGGACCAUAUGUACUGCUUCAUGCAGACAGUUUGAAAAUAAAGUUUCAGAGAAACAGAAGCUAUGUCCACAGAAUCAUAAGAUUCCAAUGCAUCUACAGGGUGGAGCAGCUCAUGCCCUCCUGUAUAGAGCCACCAUGGUUGUUACAGUCUGUGGAAUAGCAUUCGCCAUAUAUCAGCCAUAUAUGGCUUCAUUUCCCAAGAAGCAGGAUUGA